AUGAUACUUUUUACGUUGGUUUCGAGAGUUGCUGAUGGACUUCCAUUGGUGGCCUCCGUAAAGGAGGAUACAGAGCUGAACAGGAAUAUGGUAAACUAUCAAAAUCAAGCGAAGUUGUUAAUUCGCAGACUAGCACCAAAUUCUCCACCUCGUUGUUCUCUUACUGCUGGAAAUUACUAUUUUCAUUACCUCCUUGAAAAUGGCAUUUGUUACCUUAUUCUAACAGAGGGGAAUUUCCCAAGACAAAAGGCCUUUAGUUUUCUGGAAGAGGUGCACAACCAAUUCAGUGGACAAUAUGCUAACGACGUCUACACUGUUUCACGUCCUUAUGGAUUUAUUGAAUUCGAUCGUGAGUUGCAGAAAUUACAGCAAAAGUAUACAGAUACGCGUGUUUCGUCGAAUGUGGCUCAAUUAAACGUGGCGCUACAGGAUGUUCAACGUAUUAUGGUUAGAAAUAUUGACGAUGUUCUCAGGCGAGGCGAGGCCCUAACAGCUCUAGACGCACAAGCCAGCCACCUCUCAGAUCUCUCAAAGAAUUACCGAACUGGUGCCCAAUCUCUAAAUGUUCAGAGCUCUGUCGCAAAAUACCUUAUCAUUUCUAUUGUAGCUGUAAUCUUUCUCCUCUUUUUAUAUUUCCGUUUCCUUUGGUGA
Rodentolepis nana is the source of this 651-nucleotide messenger RNA. NCBI's taxonomy places the organism in Eukaryota, Metazoa, Platyhelminthes, Cestoda, Cyclophyllidea, Hymenolepididae. The record is from the annotation of a GenBank genome assembly.